CAGAGAGCCAUAAUGGAGCCGGUUUCACCGUCCCACUGUGCUUCCUGCGAUUGGGGCGCAAUAAUGUUGACGGAUUUGCGAUCCAACCCAAGACAGUGCACUGUUCUUCCAAUAGCAGCUUUAAGUGAAAAGGCGUGCCUGCCUGGCUGCCCCCCCUCCACCCCUCCCUCCUCCUCCUCCUCCUCCUCCACCACCCUCAAAGUACUCGAUGUAUAGUUAAAAAAUGGGAGGGCACACUUGAACCGAGCUGCUCUAUGAAGGUAGGCUGCAGCGUGUGUUUAUUGAUGAGAUGAAAAGAAGAUGGAAGUGAGAAAUGAAACAAAGUAAAGGAACAUAUUAAAAAAAACUAUACGCGCUUCGUCGGGGGAAAACAGGGGGAGCCGUGGAAACGCUGUCGCCACUUUUUGAACGAGCUUCGAAGUGCAGAGCAACACAUGAUUUGGACAGAGAGGACUGACAGCCUUGCCUAGCACCCGGCCUCUGAUCAGCCAUCUCCACCAGCAAACUGAAGCUUGACCCGCACUUCAUCACCAGCCACACAAGCAUCUUCGGAACAAAACGUCAUCUAACUGUGACAUCAGUUGCAAGGGGAUGACCGAGCGCAUUCAUAACAUCAAUCUCCACAACUUCAGCAAUUCUGUACUUGAGACCCUCAAUGAGCAGCGCAACCGUGGGCACUUCUGUGACGUGACUGUUCGGAUCCAUGGAAGUAUGCUGCGAGCUCACCGGUGCGUGCUGGCUGCUGGAAGCCCCUUCUUUCAGGACAAGCUGCUCUUGGGCUACAGCGACAUUGAGAUCCCUUCUGUGGUCUCAGUGCAGUCCAUCCAAAAGCUGAUUGACUUUAUGUACAGUGGGAUUCUGCGGGUAUCUCAGUCCGAGGCCCUGCAGAUCCUCACUGCCGCCAGCAUCCUACAGAUCAAGACCGUCAUUGAUGAGUGUACACGCAUCGUGUCCCAGAAUGUUGGCUUGGCUGGGCCGGGGGGGUUCCCUGUUAUACCAGGAGACUCUGGUCAGGAAACUCCCCGUGGCACACCAGAGUCUGGCACCUCGGGGCCCAGCAGCGACGCAGAGUCAGGUUAUAUGCAAGCAACAUCACAAAGCAUGGACCGUGCAUACACAUCACUGUACUCCUACCCCGGCCUCACUCUGCAGAAUGGCACCCGCGAGCGCCCCCUGUACAUUAACCCUAUGUCAACAAAUUACGAUCCGACUCUCAGCACUCAGAAGGACCAGCAAUCUCAAGAUCCACCCUGGAUGAACCGCAUCCAGGAGAGAUCUCAGCAGGUCGACCGCUUCAUCUCGACGGCGGAGUCCACUCACUGCCGCAAGCAACCCCGACCGGUACGCAUACAAACAGGAGGGAUGCACAUAAAGCAGGAGGCCGAAGAUGAGUACAGCUGCUACGAUAAUUUGGGGGACUGCCAAGACGACACUGACCAUACUGAGGGUGUGGAGGGUGAAUCCAAGGUUGAAAGUUUUGACUCAGGGGUGAGCUCCUCCAUCAGUACUGAGCCAGAUGCUAUGGAGCAGCAGCCGUACCUGACGGGCUUUGGCCGAGACGGGGGCGGGGACAGUCAGCAAGGUGAUGGAGGUCCAGUGCAGAUAGAGGUCAAUGACUCAUCCCCGGAGCAGUUGCAAGAAACGGAGGAAGGAGACACAUCCCACAGCACUAGUGACAGUAGCAUGAUGCAGCCCCUGCCAAACUCAGUCAUGUCCCAGUCCCUGCCAAGUGCCCAGCACUACAUGCGGCCGGCAGAAUCACACACCAGCAAUCUGAGGAUGCCGCUCACAGUGACCAGCAAUUCCCAAGUGAUGGGCACUGCUGGAAGCACCUUCCUGCCCACACUCUUUCCUACACAGCCGGCUAGAGACAAGCCUGUAUUUUACCUUCCUGGCCAGCAGCAACCCCAGUUUGUGGCAGUGCCGCCCCCUGCAAUGCCAUCAUUCCCGAACCCCAUGUCGGUACAGCAAGCGCCAGCUCAGCAGCAACAGGCUGUCGGAGGAAUCGGUCCGGGAGAAAAGAAGCCCUAUGAAUGCACUCUCUGCAGUAAAACCUUUACUGCUAAACAGAACUACGUCAAACACAUGUUUGUCCAUACUGGUGAGAAGCCUCAUCAGUGCAGCAUCUGCUGGCGCUCGUUCUCCCUGAAGGAUUACUUAAUCAAACACAUGGUGACACACACAGGGGUGCGGGCCUACCAGUGCAGCAUCUGCAACAAGCGCUUCACCCAGAAGAGCUCUCUCAAUGUCCACAUGCGGCUGCACCGUGGAGAGAAGUCCUAUGAGUGCUACAUCUGCAAGAAAAAGUUCUCACACAAGACCCUGCUGGAGAGGCACAUGGCCCUGCACAGCACAGGCAGCGCCAUCACAGGGCUGUCGGGGAGCGCAGGCACCCCGGGCCCAGUCUCCAUUCCCAUGCCUAUGGCUGUCCCUGAGCCUGGAGCUGGAGUGGUGGCCCUCGCCAUGCCAGUGAGCGGAGGUGCUGGAGUAGGGGCUGGGGUUGGAACAGGAGUGGGUGUAGCUGCAGAAGCGAGCUGCCAAGAAGGGACCACCUACGUGUGCUCCGUCUGCCCUGCCAAGUUCGACCAAAUGGAGCACUUCAAUGACCACAUGCGAAUGCAUGUCUCCGAUGGAUAAGUACUAAUAGAUAAACUUCUUUCAAAAAGAAUGACAAAUAAAAUGGCACUAGAUUUUCCUUUUCUUAUUUUGAGGUAUGAAGAGUAAUGAGUAUAGACACUGGCACAUUAAGUUUCCCAAAUUUUUUUUUUUUUUUUUUUUUUUUCUGUUAUUCUAAAAGAAAA
Messenger RNA from Epinephelus moara (kelp grouper), 2801 nucleotides. It is a transcript of the gene zbtb20, whose product is annotated as zinc finger and BTB domain containing 20. NCBI's taxonomy places the organism in Eukaryota, Metazoa, Chordata, Actinopteri, Perciformes, Serranidae. The transcript has 4 exons. The record is from RefSeq and is a predicted model, not a curated record. Gene Ontology annotation, molecular function: protein binding. The coding region runs from base 592 to 2637 and encodes 681 amino acids. Gene Ontology annotation, biological process: regulation of immune system process; regulation of cytokine production; negative regulation of transcription by RNA polymerase II.